Sitophilus oryzae (rice weevil) is the source of this 3009-nucleotide messenger RNA. RefSeq names its product mediator of RNA polymerase II transcription subunit 24 (gene MED24). The record is from RefSeq and is a predicted model, not a curated record. Gene Ontology annotation, cellular component: mediator complex. Gene Ontology annotation, molecular function: transcription coregulator activity. Bases 200 to 2941 code for a protein of 913 amino acids. Lineage: Eukaryota; Metazoa; Arthropoda; Insecta; Coleoptera; Curculionidae. The transcript is spliced from 10 exons.
AGAAGAAGAACUGUCACUUUUGUUUGUCCGGUCACUGAAGUUUUGUUUUCUGUUUUUUAUUUAUUUAAAUUAGGCCGUAUCUGCGGCAAACUAUAAGAAAAUUAUUUUCUACAAUAAGUAUUUUAGGUAUAGGACAUAUUACUAAGACUCUAGUCAAUAUUUUGGUUUGGAUUCACUAUAAUAUGCACUAAUUUUCAAAAUGGUUAUGGAAUCUAAAACUACAAGUAAAACAAGCUCCUUAAAAGCUCUGCUUUUACGAGCCUGGAGGGAGAGAUGGACAGACCUCCAAUGGGGAAUUAAUAUAAAAACUGUUUUACCCAGAGGAGUGAGUGGAGAUGUAUAUAAUUUAGCUGACUGUAUUUUACAACAGGCUGUAGUGGGAACUGGUGCAAACCAAUUAGUUUUAAGUUAUUUAAGACACUCUUUAAGUGCACAGUUAGUAUCUCAUGCUGCUGUACUUCAAAGAAUUAGUAAAUAUAAUCAACUGAAUAAAGUUCAUUGUGUUUCUAGUUUGUUGGAGUUUCUUGAAGGGAUGCUACCUGGUGUAACAUGUAGUGGGAAACCAGAAGAAACAGUAUUAGCUACUGCUGUGCUUUCUGCUGCAUUAUGGUUACUUAAUAUUUUACAGCAAUGCAGAGAUACCUCAUCCCUAACACAAAAGGCAGGGGAUCUUUUAAAAAUCCUUUUAACAGAUGAUUUUUACAUUUCAAUGAUUUGCCUUGCAAAAUAUAAUGAUACAGGUAUAGAGCUUUUCCAAGAGACAAGUGGCAAAUGUACAGAACUAUUAACUAUUUUACAAGACAGUGAUGAAAUUAAGAAGUAUGUAGCUAAAUUGGAACAUAUUGAUAUAAAUGUGCUAUGUUUACCAGUUAAAAGUGAAACAUGGCCAGGAUCUUUAGUUCAGUGUUGGCUCGAAGUCAAACUGAUUGGAGAUCCGGGGGCUUCUACUAAUAGUUUAGCAGAACAAUUGCAGAUUUUCCAAAGACUUAAAGGAUUUAGUGAUGCCAGAUUGUUUGCUGAACUUAUCAGAGGGAGCUUAUUGGCUUUAUACAGUGUGAAUCAAACAUCACAUGAAAGCCACUGGGGUGCAUUUACUUUUCUUAAAGUUCCACACAUACUGUUAGAACUUCGAGGAAAAACAGAUAAUAUUAGUAUUGCAAAUUCAAUUGAGCUGAUGUUGCAGCAUAGUCCUCUUUUGGAUGCCAUGGAUGCAAACAGUUCCUGUUCCAGUUUGAAAUGUUUAAUAGAUGAGCUAACUAAAAUUAGACUAUUGAGUGAAUCUCAAUCACAGAUUUUAUUGGAAAAAAGAAAAACGCCACCGACUUUCUUAGAAUUAGAUAAUAGUCCUAACACGGGAAUACCGGAAGUUAUUAUUUCAGCAGAAUCAACAUUUUCGAAUAUUUUGAAAACUCUUUCUGCAGAUUAUCACAAAACCCAGGAUGUUAUUUUAGGUAUGAUUCAACAACUGUUAACUGGUAAAAAUUUCGAAUUGAUCCUGGCAGUGGCGUGUAGCUCUAACCAACUGCGCACACUCGUCAAUAGGUUGAUUCGUUUCAAUGAAUGCUAUAAAUUAGGACAAGACAACGCGAGAAUUCAGUUGUUUGAUAUCAGUUUUGUAAUGCUAAUUUCCAUUGUACAGAAUUAUGGAGCAUCUGCUGUGUUGGGUCCAGGUGGCGAAUCACUUUUUGAACAGUGGGUGAAUGACUGUAUGGUGGAUCGUCACAAACCGAAAGCACCCUUGCAACUUCUAAACAUGAGCGAUCCCAGUAUUGUUGAAGCUUUGAUUCAACAGUUUAAUACAGAGGAAGUUGACUUUAAGCCCACGAUGAAACUGAGAGAUAUUCUGUUCAAUAUGCCCGGUGUUAUGAAGGAAGUUUUAGUUGCUUGGGAACAAGGUGCUUUGUCCACUUCUGAUGUAAAGAGAAUCCUGGAUUCGGUACGAGGCAAAAUGUGUUGCCUGCCUAUUGCCGCAGCGACAUAUCUCUGUUCAUACAUGCGAACAGCCCCCCAAGACACCCUGCUGAAGCCAAUGAACAUGGUACAGCAACUUCUAACAAUGCCCACGACCGAGGACGACAGCAUAAGAGUUCGCUGGCAACUAACGUGCGACAUAAUAAGGAAAAUGCAAAGGGACAUACAACUGCCCGCUUCGAAAAGUAGCCAUCACUUGGUGUCCAGGGCUCCGGCCACGGAAUUGUUGCACAGCACAUGGAAUUGUGGGAUUACAAAGGGUUGGUUGGACUACAAUUCUGCCAAGAAUCUGCAUUGCUUGUUGGAUACGGCAGGUGCUCGGUGGUUGGUCAAUGCCGUAAUUCAGGAAUUAUUAAAACUGAGAUUUAGAGAUCAGCUGCAGCGGGGUGUGGAUCUAGCGUUAGCUCUAUUUCACGUCGAUAUUGUAUCAUGUACAGUUGAACUACUUUCCCACAUUCUGCCCCAAAUACUGAACGUCGAUUCGCAUUCCUACACGCUUAUUGAGCCACAACUCUCCUCCUUAGCAUACUUAACAUGUUAUUGUUUAUACACGGCGUGGGAUUCAGUUGCAGAGACGGUAGAAGAACCUCCGGCUAAAAUCCCAAGGUUGGAUAACUCCGAGGAUUGCAGUCCCGAUAGUUCAGCAACGAAAAUAAUAUACGCCUUCCUACAAUUGCUGUCGAUGUUUGAAAGGAUGCAAGAAGGAGGGAUCAAGCCUCAAACCUAUUUUAUAUUCAAUUUCGUCAAAGCGUUGGUCGAGGUCAAAAUUCCGUCAGCCAAUCCUCUCUUAGCUUACAUUCCUCCCAAUCUGAUAUCGGAUUUACUGAAAACUUUGCCGGAUUUGUUCAGUUAUUCGGUAUUGUUGCAUCUGCACGACGUUUGUACCACUUCGGGCAGGAUUAAUAUGGCUAAAGAUUUAUGUGUACUUCGGAAUUACCACUUAAGGAAAAUGUCGAUUAGUAUGAAUUAAGAAAUUAGUUUAUAGGAUAUGUAAAUGUACAUUUUUAAAGGAUAUAAAAUAAAAAAAAAAUACUAAAA